Molecule: messenger RNA, 1966 nt
Organism: Vitis riparia (riverbank grape)
Lineage: Eukaryota; Viridiplantae; Streptophyta; Magnoliopsida; Vitales; Vitaceae
Product: disease resistance protein RPP2B-like
Exons: 2
Coding region: 43-1212 (389 amino acids)
Molecular function (GO): protein binding
Source: RefSeq, a predicted model, not a curated record
GCCUUGUUUCUUUCACUGCAGGUUCUUGAAAACUUGAAGUUCAUGAAUCUCAAGCACUCCAAAUUCUUAACGGAAACCCCGGAUUUCUCAAGGGUUACCAACCUUGAACGGUUAGUUUUAAAAGGUUGUAUAUCUUUGUAUAAGGUUCACCCAUCACUUGGAGAUUUGAACAAACUCAAUUUCUUGAGUUUGAAAAAUUGCAAAAUGCUGAAGAGUCUUCCAAGUUGCAUUUGUGAUUUGAAAUGCCUUGAAAUAUUUAUUCUUUCUGGUUGCUCGAAAUUUGAAGAGUUACCUGAGAAUUUUGGGAAGUUAGAAAUGUUGAAGGAAUUUUGUGCGGAUGGAACUGCUAUUAGGGUACUUCCCUCCUCUUUUUCUUUAUUGAGAAACCUUGAAAUAUUAUCCUUUGAGGGAUGUAAAGGACCACCACCAUCUACCUCAUGGUGGUUGCCAAGAAGAAGUUCAAAUUUCAGUAGUUUCGUAUUGUCUCCUUUGUCAAGUUUAAGCUCCUUAAAAACUCUAAGCCUAAGUGCCUGCAAUAUAUCAGAUGGAGCAACUCUUGAUAGUCUUGGCUUCUUAUCUUCACUGGAAGAUUUAGAUUUAAGUGAGAACAACUUUGUUACUCUGCCUUCAAAUAUCAACCGACUUCCUCGCUUGAAAAUGCUUGGGUUGGAAAAUUGUAAAAGAUUGCAAGCACUGCCAGAGCUUCCAACAAGCAUACGUAGUAUAAUGGCUCGUAAUUGCACAUCAUUGGAAACAAUCUCAAAUCAAUCAUUUGGCUCCCUACUAAUGACUGUCAGAUUGAAGGAACAUAUCUAUUGCCCAAUAAAUCGGGAUGGCCUUUUAGUUCCUGCACUCAGUGCAGUUAUUUUUGGGAGUAGAAUACCAGACUGGAUAAGGUACCAGAGCUCAGGGAGUGAAGUAAAAGCAGAGCUACCUCCAAACUGGUUUGAUUCCAACUUCCUGGGUCUUGCUUUGUGUGUUGUCACUGUUCCCAGGCCGGUGUCACUUGCCGAUUUUUUUGGUCUUUUUUGGAGAUCAUGUACCUUGUUCUAUUCCACAUCCAGUCACGCUUCUUCCUCCUUUGAUGUUUACACUUAUCCAAAUCAUCUUAAGGGAAAGGUGGAGUCAGAUCACUUAUGGCUGGUUUAUGUACCGCUUCCCCACUUCAUCAAUUGGCAGAAGUCACUCACAUCAAGGCUUCAUUCAGAAUAACCACCUUCAUGCGCCUUAAUGUAAUUAAGGAAUGUGGGAUUGGUCUAGUGUAUGUUAAUGAAGAGGUGAAUUACUCUCUCUUCUCUCCUCCUCCUAAUGAGUCAUCUGUUGUCCUUCAAGAAAUCCAUGGGGAGGGAUCUAGUGGAAGUGGGAGCUCUAAUAUUGAUGGCUCAGAAUCAGAGAACUCCGAUUACUAUUCUGCUGAUGAGGGGGAACCCUCUGCACCCCUGCUGUAAGGAUCACUCUUAAUCAGAGAUGUGGCCAGAGAAACACUUGCAAUGCAGCCAUUAUCAGAGCAUCCCUUGAUGAGGAGGAACUAGCCAGACAAAUGCCUGAUUUGCACCCAAAUCUUUCCAUAACAACUCUUGGUGAGUUGUGUGCUUCCUUUGUUUCUUUUCCUGAAACUGACUUUGAGUUGCUUAGCAAAAUACCUUUCUUUCUAGUAUUCUCGAAACAUCAUAACUAUUGGAGUUUUUGGGUUGUGUAUUAGUGGUGUUGCUGACUAGUUUUUGGAGUUUGAUACAUGUUGGGUUGUUGUUACUGGUUUUUGCCUCAAGUUUGCCUUGAUACAUGUUGAGUUGUUUAGCAAACUCUCUUGACAGAUUUUGGUUUUCUUUCCCGCAUGGUAUUGUGAAACAUCCCUGUUCAUAUUCCUAUUUUCUUUCUUAUUCUCAUAUACUAAACAUAUACCCUUAAGGGCAUAUGUUCUCUUCCAAUGUUAGAACGAAACAGAUCAUGAUCAUUGUUUUUGGGA